Raphanus sativus (radish) is the source of this 761-nucleotide messenger RNA. RefSeq lists its product as uncharacterized. Gene Ontology annotation, molecular function: S-adenosylmethionine-dependent methyltransferase activity. The transcript has 5 exons. The record is from RefSeq and is a predicted model, not a curated record. The annotation marks the transcript as partial. Lineage: Eukaryota; Viridiplantae; Streptophyta; Magnoliopsida; Brassicales; Brassicaceae.
ACAUAAAAGGAGAAAAUAGACUAGAUAAGAUUCCUAUAAAUGUGGGGACAAUUCUAGAGGUUUAAGGUGAAGAUUGUAUGGUCCUUAUGGUCGUUAUGAUGAUGAUGAAGACUCAAGUGCAUUCAAGGCCUUCAUCACUGGUGUCAUUGCUCACAUAUUCCCCUCGCAGAGCAAUUAGAGCUUCACGAGAUCAUGUUCGUGCGGGCAAUCUAAAAAUUCACAUUCCUUCAGGUUCUUCAUCAUCAAGUUUAUGUUCAUGCGGAAGAAGACAUUUACUUGGAACAGCUAGCCCAAGGAAGCCCAUUCUUCCCACCCAUUCUCCUCAUGCUGCACGAUCCAAGGAUGUUUCAGGAACAUUUCAGUCUCAGAGGCCAGACUGGUACAAGGAGCUUUUUGCUUGGUUCUUAAGCACAGGAAUGAGAUCUUAUGAAGCAGAGAUCGCCGGUUACAAGAGGAAACUGUUCAAUAAUCUGACUGCUAAAGCAGAAAAAGUGCUGGAGAUUGGUGUUGGUACAGGUCCUAAUCUGAAGUACUAUGCAAGUAAUGAAAACGUCUGUGUUUUCGGUAUGGACCCAAAUCAGAAAAUGGAAAAGUACGCUUGCGAAUCUGCUAGAGAAACCGGACUGAAACCUGAAACCUUUAGAUUCAUGCAAGGAGUAGGAGAAGCUAUACCAUUAGAUGAUGGCUCUGUGGAUGCAGUCGUAGGAACACUUGUUCUGUGUUCUGUCUCAGAUGUUACUCAAACACUUGAUGAGAUCAAG